CUUUCAACAACGACACUUGGUUCGGGUGCAAUGGAUCUGGAGAAGGAACUGAACGAGCAUGGCGUCAACGUGGUGUGCUCCAAGAUGGACACGAUCAUCAGCGUGCGCAUACACGGAGCAACGGGCAAGCGGCUGGUUGAGACGCUGCAGCUAGUGGACAACUUUGUGGCGUCGAAGGUUGCCAAGCUGGCCAAGUCCUGCGAAGGAAAGAUCUACUUUGAUCCGUGCUUUGGGCCAAACGAUGCAGAUUCCACGGGCAUGCUAGCACUGUGCAAGAAUGGCGACGUGAUUCCGUCCAAGGGGGGCAGUCAACAUCAAGCCAAGAUCAUCAAGAUGGUCAAAGAAGACAAGCUGAAAUGGCAACGUCCCAACUACGCUUCCGAGGCCAAAGAUGUUCUGGACGAGAGCGAGGACUCGGACAGUCGAGCUGCACCCGACGAUCCCGUUUUUUGUGAACAAGGGCAACUCUUCACAAAGUCGGCCAGCUCCGGCGACGUGAUCCAAGGCAAUUUAGGAGAUUGCUGGUUCUUGGGUGCCAUCAGUGUGUUGGCUACGCGCAUGCAGUUGCUGAUCCAAGUGUUUUGGCGGGAAGACCAAUACAAACAGCACGGCAUGUUUGUGUGCCGAUUCAUGAAGGACUUCGUGUGGCAUUACGUCGUGCUGGACGACCGCAUUCCUGUGUUUGGUUACACGAACAAUCGAGCAGGCAAACCGUUCUUUGCCCGCUGCAGCGACCCCAACGAGUUGUGGGUCCCCCUGAUUGAGAAAGCCUAUGCAAAGUUGCACGGAAGUUACGAAGCCCUCAUUGGGGGCUACAUCGACGUCGCCUUGAGCGAUUUGACAGGCCUGUGCUCGGAGCAAAUCAUUUUAAAGCCAGACUAUGCUGGGUAUGGGGACGACCCGUUUGCCCCCAAGCCCGGGGAACAAGCAGGCGAUGGGUUUUGGAAGCGACUGCUCACAUAUAAACGUAACGGCACGUUGAUGGGGUGUUCGAUCCAGCCCGACCCAAAAGGCAACAAAAAUAUCGUCGCCGAAGGCAGUGCGGGUCAAGGCUUAUACUACAAACACGCGUAUGGGCUCGUUGACGUGGGCGAGAUCCAGCUCGAGGGCAACAAAACCCAACGCCUCGUCAAAGUGCGCAAUCCAUGGGGCAUGGGGGAAUGGACUGGUCCAUGGAGCGACCAAAGCGACGAACGGGAAAAAUACGAUGCUGAAAUCCACCGCGUGUUCAAGACCGUCACGCGGCAGCUCGGGGCGAAUGUGUUUACGUCUAUGCAGUUGAAACGGAAUGUCAACUUAGCCACGGAGCCCCAGGAAGAAGUGACCGACGUGAAUCAAAACGACGGCACGUUCUUCAUGUCGUUCGACGACUGGAAGGCGCGGUACACCCACUUUUUCGCGGGCAUUGAUUUCGCGGACGAAUGGUGCGGGUUGCGGGUGGAAGGGAAGUGGGACGAAACAUCCAACGGCGGCAACACUACCAAGUCGACGUGGAUCAACAACCCACGCUACCAGCUGCUUGUGAAGGAGCGAUGUCACUUGUACAUGUCGAUGAGCCAGCACGACCCGCGGGGCUCGGCCGAGUCGGGCAUCUUUCCCAUUGGAUUCCACAUUUGCACAUUGCAAGAGGUCAAUGGCAACAAAUUCGAAGUCAAAGAGCCACCGAAAAAGGCGGCGCCGUAUUAUCGAUUGUACCAAAAAGCCAGCCAACCAGGGCUGUGCAAUGGGACACUUCUGGAGCCCUUGCCGCCUGGGGUUAUUCCCGGGUCUGUCAUUCCUGGAAUCGACGACGACGGCGUCCCCCAGCCGUCGUACACUCUCAAGCAAGCCGUGACCGUCGACUUGGUGAUCGAACCCGGCAAUUAUUGCAUCAUUCCUAGCAUGUACAUGCGCACUAACAAAGACACCGGCAAGACCAACAUGGGCCGCUUUUGGAUCUCCGUGUACGGCCAACGACCCGUGUUUCACCUGGAGGGGGGGCAGCCUAUUGUUGAAGAAGAGGAAAUGACCGACUUUUUAUCAAUUCCAAGGGGGCCUCCAGUUGUACCAGGUGUGCUGUCGCAUGCGUUCAAGGAGAUUGUCGUCCCCGGGGAAGCGCAGCAUCGCCAAUUUGAGAAUUUAAAGGACGAAAUGCUGGCCCAAGCGCGAGCCAAAGGCAUCGGAUAUCGCGAAGCGAAGCGCGAGUUUGCCAAUGCCGGCGCGCUGCGAAAGACAGAUUUCAAACGUCGGAUGAUGAACCUGGGGUUCAAAAUGGAUGAAAUGAGCGACGAAAAGGUGCUUAUCUUGUUCAACGGCAUGGACAAGGACAAGAGCAACACGAUCCAGGCAGAGGAGCUGCUGGAGUGCUUCAUGCUGGACAUUGAAGAAGAUCGAAUUGCAUCGGUCGUGCCAGAGAGAGAAGACGAAGAAGUGCCCGAGAAAGUCAACCAAGAGGGCAUCCUCGAAGUACACGUGGUUGGGGGAAAAGACUUGGCAAGUGCAGAAAUCAAACAGCAUACGCUUCCUCUCUUGACAUUGCCAUCCCUUUCGUUUUCGGCCAAGGAAGCCCUUCAACAUGGCACAUGUGUGUUGGACGUUUUGGAGGACAACCCCGCGCUGUUGCAAGACUUGCACGUGGCGUUCCUGCAGGCGUUGCAUCCCACGGACGCCGUGUUUCACAAGCGCAUUCAAGAACUUGUGACGAAAUACAAACAACCCAAGCAAAAAGCCAACCCCCGAGGACCGAAAAAGAAACUCAUUCGACACGACACGACCCCCGUCCAACAGUUCUUUGUGCUCGUGCAAUCAAGGCUCGACAUGUUAGCCGCGGCGGCAGGUUCCAACAGCCUGGCGUCCCCAACGACCAAGGAGAAACAAGUGUCCGAGUCACGCAAACCGUUCAACUGGGCCGUUAUCGACUCCACCGACUCGACCGUACGGUACCCCUAACCCUAUAAACCAG
This is a messenger RNA of Aphanomyces astaci, 2941 nucleotides long. RefSeq lists its product as hypothetical. Lineage: Eukaryota; Oomycota; Saprolegniomycetes; Saprolegniales; Verrucalvaceae. The record is from RefSeq and is a predicted model, not a curated record. The transcript is spliced from 15 exons. Gene Ontology annotation, cellular component: cytoplasm. Gene Ontology annotation, biological process: proteolysis. Bases 31 to 2928 code for a protein of 965 amino acids. Gene Ontology annotation, molecular function: calcium-dependent cysteine-type endopeptidase activity; calcium ion binding.